Molecule: messenger RNA, 843 nt
Organism: Colletotrichum spaethianum
Lineage: Eukaryota; Fungi; Ascomycota; Sordariomycetes; Glomerellales; Glomerellaceae
Product: hydroxysteroid dehydrogenase-like protein 2
Exons: 4
Coding region: 1-843 (280 amino acids)
Molecular function (GO): oxidoreductase activity
Source: RefSeq, a predicted model, not a curated record
AUGGGUGAUGCAAAGCAAGUAGCUCUCGUAGUCGGCGCCUCCAGGGGUAUCGGUCGACAAAUUGCCAUCGACCUUGCAAAAAAUGGCUAUGCGGUCGUCGUGGCAGCGAAGACCACCAGCGAUGCAUCCAAAACCACCCCGUUCCCGCCAAAUCCCAACUCGCAACAGUCGACAAUCAGCACAGUCGCCCGCGAGAUCCAUGAAGCAGGCGGCGACGCGGCCCCUGUUGCCGUAGACGUCCGCAACCAAGACAGCGUGACAGGACUGAUCGAGCAGACCAUAGAGCUCAUGCAGCGCGUGAACCCAGAGGGCCUCUACUUGACCCUCCACGCGGCGCUCCCGCACCUCAAGCGCCGCCGCCGCGGCCGUGUCGUCGUCGUUAGCCCGCCCAUCUACAGCCGCUUCUUCCGCGGCAAGGCGGCCUACGCCAUGGGCAAGGUCGGCAUGAGCGUCCUGACGAAAGGUUUGGCGAUGGACUUUGUCCGGCAGGAGUUGGACGAGAUGGCGAUUACCAGUAUCUGGCCCGCCGUGGCCAUCGAGUCCGCCGCCACGCAGAAAUUCCAAGCCGCCAACUCGGACGAGUCAAAAGACCUGCGCAAACCGACAAUCUUCUCCGACGCCGUGCUCGCGAUCCUCAACGCCCCGGCCCAAACGGUCAAUGGCGAGCUCGUGCUCGACGAGGACUUCUUGCGCGACCACGCCGGCGUCACGGACUUUUCGAAAUACGUCCUCGUCCCAGGAUCGCAACCGCGGAGGAUCAUGCCGGCAGAGCUGCCGGAUCUGACUGUUAAAGAACAGGACGACGAGGGGAAGAGGUAUGAUAGCGCCAAAGCCAAGUUGUGA